CAGGAGACGGGGGGGGGGGGGGAAAGGGGAAGAGCAAGAGGGCCUCGUGCUCGCCCCGCAGCGGCUCCUUUUUCCUUUUCGUCUCCGGCGUCUCAUUGCUCACCAGCGACCAUGCCCAGGAAGAAGGCGGCGGCGGCGGCGGCGGCCUGGGAGGAGCCGAGCUCGGGCAACGGCACGGCCCGCGCGGGGCCCCGGAGGCGCGGCGGCCCGGCCGGCAGGAAGCGCGAGCGGCCCGAGCGCUGCAGCAGCAGCAGCGGCGGCGGCAGCAGCGGCGACGAGGACGGGCCGGAGCUCGACGGGGCCCCCGGCGGGGCCAAGCGGGCGGCGCGGCCGGCGGCGGCCAAGGCGGGCGCGGCGGUGGUCAUCACGGAGCCGGAGCACACCAAGGAGCGCGUGAAACUUGAAGGGUCUAAGAGCAAAGGGCAGCUUUUGAUUUUUGGGGCAACCAACUGGGACUUGAUUGGUCGGAAAGAAGUGCCUAAGCAACAAGCUGCUUACCGCAACCUUGGUCAGAACUUAUGGGGACCUCACAGGUACGGGUGCCUGUCGGGGGUCCGGGUGCGGACGGUGGUCUCGGGUUCCUGUGCUGCCCACAGCCUCCUCAUCACCACAGAAGGGAAGCUCUGGAGCUGGGGUCGCAAUGAGAAGGGGCAGCUGGGACACGGCGACACCAAGAGGGUCGAAGCCCCCAAACUCAUCGAGGGUCUCAGCCAUGAGGUGAUCGUGUCUGCGGCAUGUGGGCGGAACCACACUUUGGCGUUGACGGAAACGGGCUCCGUCUUUGCAUUUGGGGAGAACAAGAUGGGGCAGCUGGGCCUCGGCAACCAGACAGACGCCGUCCCGAGCCCCGCACAGAUCAUGUACAACGGCCAGCCGAUCACCAAGAUGGCCUGCGGCGCCGAGUUCAGCAUGAUCAUGGACUGCAAAGGCAAUCUCUACUCCUUCGGGUGUCCCGAGUACGGCCAGCUGGGACACAACUCGGAUGGGAAGUUCAUCGCCCGCGCCCAGCGGAUAGAGUACGACUGCGAGCUGGUCCCCCGGCGAGUGGCCAUCUUCAUCGAGAAGACGAAAGACGGCCAGAUCCUGCCUGUUCCAAAUGUCGUCGUCCGCGACGUGGCCUGCGGUGCCAACCACACGUUGGUCCUGGACUCCCAGAAACGUGUCUUCUCCUGGGGUUUUGGUGGCUACGGCCGGCUGGGCCACACUGAGCAGAAGGACGAGAUGGUGCCCCGCCUGGUCAAACUGUUCGACUUCCCGGGGCGCGGAGCGUCCCAGAUCUAUGCCGGUUACACCUGCUCCUUCGCCGUCAGUGAAGUGGGUGGCUUGUUUUUCUGGGGGGCCACCAACACGUCUCGUGAGUCUACGAUGUACCCGAAGGCUGUGCAGGACCUCUGCGGCUGGAGAAUCCGGAGCUUGGCGUGCGGGAAGAGCAGCAUCAUCGUGUCUGCUGACGAGAGCACCAUUAGCUGGGGCCCGUCGCCCACCUUCGGAGAACUGGGCUACGGUGACCACAAGCCCAAGUCCUCCACGGCCGCUCAGGAGGUGAAGACGCUGGACGGCAUCUUCACGGAGCAGGUUGCCAUGGGCUACUCACACUCCCUGGUGAUAGCGAGAGACGAGAGUGAGGCCGAGAAGGAGAAGAUCAGGAAACUCCCAGAGUAUAACCCCCGGACCCUCUGACCCUCCCGUCGCCUCCACUCCACUCCACACGUCUGCGGCAGCUGUCACCCCCACGUGCACUGGGACGGGAAGUCAAACGAGGAAUCGGAAAGAAGCAGAGGUCGGCCGAAGGUGCAUUUUUGUUAGACCUCCCUGAGGUUCGUUUUAUAAGUCAUUCAACGUCAACUACCUUUUCUGUAUGCUUUCCAAAGUGUUUUUUUUUUUCCUCCCUCUCUAACGUUUAAUUAAAAUAUUUGCUCAUAGUUGACUUACCAUUCCUACAAAGAGGCAGAAAGAACUUUGAGCAACCUAGCUUACUACUAUUUUUAGUUUUCUCUUUUCCUCCUCUCUCCUGCGUGGACUUCCCAAACGCCCCCUCCAGUGGUCAUUAGCAUUGGGAUCCGAUUGGGAGCUGCCUGGGGAGAGCCCUCCCUUUGUUUGGGAAACCAGCGUCCCUCGGGAGCCAGCAGUGGCAGAGGCAGAGACAGACUCCAUCCGCAUCAGCCCCGUACUCUGGAAGCCUCCAGGUCACGCUUCCCUGCUCUCUGCUGACUGGCCCAGGCCGGCCUCCCGUCCUGUUUCUCCCCACGGCCGCUUGGAAGCCGUAGCCCCAGCCCCUUUUGGCUGCAGCAUUGGCAGAAGCUGCCGUCCCCCUGCGUGGGGGUCUGAGUUCCGUGUUUAGCCAUUUAUAUCUACAUUAGCUGUAAGAGAAGUCCAAAUAAAAGUCAGGUGACCGUGGAACCAGUGGGGUGGACAGGUCCGGGAACAUUCUAUCUGGUUCAAGGUCGGCUUGAAGACUCCUGGACGGAGCCACGGCCGCCUUGCCAGAACUCACCAUUAGAGAUUGACCAGCCAGCAGCAAAAAGAAAAAAGUGCAUUUUGGAGUCCUUGCAAAGAAGGCUCAGAGCUGUGUGUCCGGCCUUUUCCGCCCUGUGCUUCUGCCUGUCCCCCAGCGGCUGGGUCCUGUAGAAAGGCCCCUUCUGUCCUGCAAGCCCGGCCCCUCCCUAGUCGCCUUUGCUUGGCUGCGGUACCAAAUAGUCGGGAUUGCUGAAGAAGCCCACCGCCUCACAUGUCGGCGCAGACGCUGUGACCGCCACCCCGCCCUGCCGAGUGCCCCCGCCGCCGGCCGCACUGCUCACUGAGUUGCCAGGUGCCUUUCUGGACCCGAGAGGGUCAGCUCUGUCUGGGCUCUUGGUCUCGAGAGGGUCUGGACUGGUUUGGCUGCUUUAAAAUAGGUUUUUUAGUUCAGUGGUGCUUCUGGGGGCAUCGGGAGGUGGGGGGAAUAGCGCUUUUGUAUGAGAACGGGGUCGAGGGGAAAGUUGAAUAUUGGUCUUUUUUUUAAAAAAAAAAUUUUUUUUUUUUUUUGCUUUGCAAUGUUGUCAUUGUCUCGAUGUUCAAAUGCCAAAAAUGAUCUAGUCGUUGCUUUCCCCCGCUUGUCCCCCGUCACUGCUUCCAGCGGCUUCUGCCUCUGCGGCCACCUGGCCGCAUCUGUCCUGGCCAGUUCCGAGGCCUUGCCUGAGGAGACUGGUCCGCGUCUUGCUCAAAUUGAGUCUGAUUUCUCGCUCACGCCUGCCGUUCAGCCAGUAGCCCAGGGGAGAUGCUUCUGCAGCUUGCGAACUGCUAAACUGACCGGGCUUGUCCAGAUCACCCCAGAACCACCAUCUCUGAGUCCAGCCUGUGUGUGGAGGCCGCCAGUCACCCUAGACCAGUCUUCCCUAGGAAGAGGGUGUAGCCCUGGCCGCCGGGAGCUAAGCUGCCGUCCCCCAGGGCUUCGGUCUGCUGGUGACUGAUCUGCAAGUCUGGAGAAAGGGAAGGGAUGGGUGACCUUUUAGUAGACUGCCCUCUCGUAGUCACUCCUGUUGGUUUAGAGUUUGAAAUGAACUUCCAGCUAGGGAGGGUCCUUCAGAACCAGGAGUUGGGGGUGGGGGGGUGGCCUUGUUCUCUGAGGGAGAGGCACAGAGUCCUGUCCCGGGACUGUUAGGUGCUGAGCAUCUGACGUGCCUUCCGGCUCAGGAAGUAAAGGCGGAAGAGAAGCUUAGAGUGAGGGGAACCCAAGAAGAGGCUGUGAUUUGGUCGAAGGUGCCUGGUUUAGUGCUGUAAUCCUUUUUUUUUAUAUAUAUAUAUUUCUCGGAGUGAACAUUUUAAAUAAACAUCAUUGUUUACUGUU
This is a messenger RNA of Erinaceus europaeus (western European hedgehog), 3826 nucleotides long. RefSeq names its product regulator of chromosome condensation 2 (gene RCC2). The transcript has 13 exons. Bases 112 to 1680 code for a protein of 522 amino acids. The record is from RefSeq and is a predicted model, not a curated record. NCBI's taxonomy places the organism in Eukaryota, Metazoa, Chordata, Mammalia, Eulipotyphla, Erinaceidae.